AUUGAAAUUAAUAAGUUGACUCGUAAAAGGGGAAAGUUGGUUUAAGGGACGACCAAGUUAAAGUAGCCGCCGGAGAAGGAAAAAGCUCUCUUCUUUUCUUUUUAUUAAUUGCGCAAAGACUCCUCAUCCCAAAAAGCGCGAUUUCUCCUGGUUGCCGAUGUUAGCCUCGCAGCCGCAAGAUCGUCAUCCCGGAGCUCGGAGUCCUAGCGGCGGCGGCGGCGGAAGUGGUGGAGAUGAGCUGAUUAGAACGUAUAAGGCUUGGAAAGGGGAUAACGUGUUCUGCUUUGGAGGAAGGCUUGUGUUUGGACCCGAUGCUCGAACUAUACUCAUCACCAUCUUCUUGAUCACUGCUCCCGUCACUAUCUUCUGUGUUUUCGUUGGCAGAAAAUUUAUUGACGACUAUCCUCACCAUCUAGGAGUAUCAGUACUCGUCGUUGCUGUUGGUCUUAAUUUAUUAGCUCUAGUGUUUCUGUUUCUGACCUCGGGGAGAGACCCUGGAAUCAUACCACGUAAUCUGUAUCCUCCUGAGCCAGAGGGUGUUGUUGAAAGUAAUCACGGAGGAGAACCGCGUCUUGCUCACACUCCUACUCCUACUCACACCCGGUUGCCUCGGACAAAAGAAAUGAUUGUGAAUGGAAUCACCGUCAAGAUCAAAUACUGUGACACGUGCCUGCUUUACAGACCGCCACGUGCUUCUCACUGCUCCAUAUGCGACAACUGCGUCGAGAAAUUUGAUCAUCACUGUCCUUGGCUUGGUCAGUGCAUUGGUUUGAGAAACUACAGGUUCUACUUCAUGUUUGUAUUGUGUUCGGCUCUUCUCUGCAUAUAUGUCCAUGUGUUUUGCUGGAUCUACGUCAAGAGGAUAAUGAAUGGUGAGAAGAUAAGCAUCUGGAAGUCGCUAAUCAAGACUCCUGCUUCCAUCGCGCUAAUUCUCUACUCUUUCGUAUCUGUCUGGUUCGUUGGUGUCACCGGUUUCCACUUGUACUUAAUCAGUACCAAUCAGUCAACUUACGAAAACUUUAGGUAUCGGUAUGAUAGACAUGAGAACCCUUUCAACAAAGGGAUCGUUGGGAACUUCAUGGAAGUGUUCUGCACAAAGAUCGCCUCAUCUAAGAACAGUUUCAGAGCAAAGGUAUCAAAGGAGCCAGCGAUCCCACCGAGGACGAUAGUAAACGGAGCCAUGUCGAGCCCGAGCUUGCAGAAAGUUUCACAGGACAUUGAGAUGGGGAGAAAACCUGUGUGGCACGAGACGGUUGAAGAGGAGCUCGGCGACUUGGUGGAAAAGGACAUGGAAACAUCGCGGGAUUUGAGCAGAAUGUUGCCACCGGAAGAAUCUGAAGGGCGUGGGAUCAUGCAUUCGAGAGAGUCGAGCAGGGGAAGGAGAGGAGGAGGUAGCUGGGAGUUCUCUAGCCGUGUUAACGAAGAUUUAAGAACCAGAGAUGAGUCUAAGUCGAUUAGAGUCGGUGAAGAUAGCUCAGAGUUUUCAGGCAACUUUGCUUCCAGAUAAAUUGAAGAUGCCUCUGAUGCAGCAACAUUUAGAAGCAGAACCGGCACUGGUAUAACACGGUUAUAGUCUCCGGUUUAAGCCAAUUACACUCUUAAAAGAUCAAUCGAGAUUUUGAUUCAUUCUGGUUUACUUGUUUGUUUACAUGAUUGUAACGGGUUUGUGUAAAGUAAAUGUUUUAUUUGACAAGAAAGGUUUUUAAAUUA
This is a messenger RNA of Raphanus sativus (radish), 1710 nucleotides long. Its product is annotated as probable protein S-acyltransferase 5. Gene Ontology annotation, cellular component: Golgi apparatus; endoplasmic reticulum. The record is from RefSeq and is a predicted model, not a curated record. Gene Ontology annotation, molecular function: protein-cysteine S-palmitoyltransferase activity. Lineage: Eukaryota; Viridiplantae; Streptophyta; Magnoliopsida; Brassicales; Brassicaceae. Gene Ontology annotation, biological process: protein targeting to membrane; peptidyl-L-cysteine S-palmitoylation.